UGGGAUGUCCAUAUUUAUACAUUGUUGGUCAGUGGCAAGAACGUUCCUUCCAUUGGUAAUCAAUGGGAAGAAUGCUCCUUCCAUUGGUAAUCAAUGGGAAGAAUGCUCCUUCCAUUGGUAAUCCAUGGGAAGAAUGCUCAUUACAUUGCUGGUCAUUGGGAAGAAUGCUCCUUACAUUGGUGGUCAUUGGGAAGAAUGCUCCUUACAUUGGUGGUCAUUGGGAAGAAUGCUCCUUACAUUGCUGGUCAUUGGGAAGAAUGCUCCUUACAUUGCUGGUCAUUGGGAAAUAUGCUCCUUACAUUGUAGGUCAUUGGGAAGAAUGCCCCUUACAUUGGUGGUCAUUGGAAAGAAUGCCCCUUACAUUGGUGGUCAUUGGGAAGAAUGCCCCUUACAUUGGUGGUCAGUGAGACAAUUGCUCCUUCCAUUGGUAAUCAAUGGGAAGAAUGCUCUUAACAUUGAUGGUCAGUGGAAAGAAUUCCCCUUACAUUGGGGUGUCAGUGGGAGGAAUGCUCCUCACACUUGCGGUCAGGGGGAAGAAUGCUCCUUAUAUUGGUAAUAAGUGGGAAGAAUGCUCCUUAUAUUGGUAAUCAAUGGGAUGAACGCUCCUUAUUGAUACAUUGUUGGUCAGUGGCAAGAACGUUCCUUCCAUUGGUAAUCAAUGGGAA
Messenger RNA from Staurois parvus, 665 nucleotides. The record is from the annotation of a GenBank genome assembly. Lineage: Eukaryota; Metazoa; Chordata; Amphibia; Anura; Ranidae.